This is a messenger RNA of Elaeis guineensis (African oil palm), 1077 nucleotides long. RefSeq names its product MADS-box transcription factor 50. Gene Ontology annotation, biological process: positive regulation of transcription by RNA polymerase II. Gene Ontology annotation, molecular function: DNA-binding transcription factor activity; RNA polymerase II transcription regulatory region sequence-specific DNA binding; protein dimerization activity. The record is from RefSeq and is a predicted model, not a curated record. Gene Ontology annotation, cellular component: nucleus. NCBI's taxonomy places the organism in Eukaryota, Viridiplantae, Streptophyta, Magnoliopsida, Arecales, Arecaceae.
AGAAAUAGCAACAAAAGUCCUUUCCCAUUAUGGUUACAGCAUUAUUCCUUGCAUCUUAUUCGCUCCUUCCUUAUCUUUCCUUUUAUAGCCUCUAUCUUGGGACGAAUCUAAGGAAAACAAAGAACAUCAAAGAUUAGAGAUCAUUAACCAUCGUCAUGGUGCGAGGGAAGACACAGGUGAGACGGAUCGAGAACGCCACCAGCCGGCAGGUAACGUUUUCCAAGCGCCGGAAUGGGCUUCUUAAGAAGGCCUUCGAGCUCUCCGUCCUCUGCGACGCCGAGGUCGCCCUUAUCGUCUUCUCCCCUAGAGGGAAGCUCUACGAGUUCUCCAGCUCCAGCAUGGAAAAGACGAUCGAUCGUUACAUAAUGCACGCAAAAGAUGUUAACAUCAACAAGAAAUCAAGAGAGCAUAAUGCACAACAGUUGAAGUCUGAUGCUGCAAGCUUGAUGAAGAAGAUUGAACGGCUUGAAGCUUCUAAAAGAAAGCUCUUGGGUGAAAAUUUAGAAUCAUGUGCAAUUGAGGAACUGCAUGAUCUAGAGCUCCAGUUAGAGCAAAGCCUAAGCAGCAUCAGAAAUCGGAAAUAUCAAAUGCUCGAAGAGCAAAUCUGUCGGCUAAAAGAAAAGGAAAAGAUCCUCACUGCUUCGAUACAAGAAAAGUUAAAUGCAGAACCUCGGCUACAGCUAUGUGCUCCUGCUGUUUCUGAUGAUUAUGAUAGUCAGAAUACAGAUGUAGAGACAGAGCUGGUAAUUGGUAGGCCAGGGACUUGCAAGGUCAAGUGAUUCAUGUUAUCAUCACCGGCGCCUGCAUCUAUGGAUUAAAUGGAUUCACAUAAAUAUAAAUGCCCAUGGAAAAUAAGAGUACAUCAACUGUGUUAUUUUGUGAAAGAUUGUAAAAUCCAAAGAGCAUGAAGUGGAUUACCUAAUUAUUACCUACAUUAUCCUGUAUGAAUAAAUAGGUGGAUAUUUCCUAUCUGUCCAAGAUUGGAUUGAACUUGUCUUUUAGUUAUGUUACUGAAUGGUUGAAUUGUUUGUAUUGUUCAUGGUUGUCUCAGGAUAAAAUGCAUUGCUCAAACUCUUA